AUGACUGAUGUCAGAUAUACUCAGGCAGGGCCGAGUGCCUCUCCGAAUGUUUAUUACCGUGACCCACCCUGGUCAAGAGGAUCAUAUCUUCCCGAUCUUAUAUAUGAUGACUGGGCUGCUAUUCCCACUGGUCAAAUUCGGAAACUUAUUCAUUUGAAUGCUGGUAUGAGCAAGCAAGAAAUUGUCACUAUGAGGGUCAACUCCAUUAUCUUGCAAAGUGAACCAGGAACAGAUAGAAAGGCAUGGAAAAGGGGCUUUCUACAGCUCUCUCGAGUCCGAGUUGCAGAGACCUUACCUGAGCUACUGUUUGGUAUCGAAUCGUUAAGGUUUGAAUCCACCAUCUUCUACCACGAACUCAUUCCGCUGGAAUAUGUGAUGAGCAAACAUUGGUAUUCAAGACCUAAUUGCGGGCUCGUUUCGAUUCAGUUAGACCGGAGCUCGGGUCCGGGAGACUCUGGCUCGCUCAAAUCAUAUGCAGGUUCGGCGAAGAAACUCAUUGAUCGUGGGUUCGUAUGGAUUCAGUCAUCUGGGGAUCUUUCUGUUGGUGUUGGCGGACCUUGUUUGGAUCGAGUUUGGGAGAUAUCGCCCAUCAUCGAACACAAGACUGGGAGGGGAGCGCUUGCCAUCAAUGCUUACGACGAAGGCGCUCUGCUCUCAUACAUUUCGGAUUGUGUAUCAGACCGACAAUUCCUUACAAGUUGCUAUCUGGUCAAUACUGUGGAUUUCCUAGAAAUGGACACUCCGCUUUGUCCAGGUACCGUUCUGAAACUUCCGGAUCUUGAUACCGUCGGGCAGUAUCCGAGUGAUUUUCAACCCUGGGAGCUGAAGUAUGCUUGUGAUUCUGUCGACGGCGUUGAAAUUGAGGGAAGAUUCUGUUUUCCAUUUACAGGACUUUCAAGUUUUACGCCCCGAUAUGAAUUUGGGUCUUCAACUGACUGGUUCAACGUCGCAGGAGGAUGGUUGGCAGAAUCGGAGAGGAUUUUUAGCCAUCAGGAUGAAUGCGCGGACGAUUACGCGGUAAUCUACGGAGCAAUACUCAGUCUCGAUGUUAAUCUGGCGCACUCCCACGAUAUCCAACCUCAAGGUCGCCACGACCUUUACCUCUGUCUGACGCCUCCACCUGAACGUUGGACGGAAAGUGAAAUUACGUCGUGGAUCUUUGGGGAUUAUUAUUAUUGGUCGUCCGACGCGGCUGGAAGAACUCGUAUUUCGGACGACGAAGGGCGGAAGCUAAGAACACCUCCCCUCGUCCCUUCGAUUCGAUAUGUCUACCAAACUUGGGACCAAGAAAUGUAUGAAUCCGUGGUUCGGGCACGUCGACAUUGGGACUUGAAGGAUUAUUCUUCCACGUUUUUCGAACUCAAUGAAGGAUACAUUGAUCCAUUCACAGAGGAUGAAUCUGAAACCGGGGCCAAUAUUAAUAAACAUAUUGCACUCGAGAGUCAUUCCAGCAUCAGUGACUCUGAAGCAACUUUGUUUGAUUUACCGAUAACCAAUUUGGGUAAUAUUAAAAUAUUCGAUAAUACCGGCGAUUUUGGAUUGAUGCACCCUGCACAGGAAAUCAACGAUUUUAUGUUGACUGUUGCGGCACAGGUGGACCCGUCUAUAACUAUUGCUAUAUCGCACGAUGAAGAUUGGAUGGAACUCCUGGACCACGAUGAGCUAUUUCCAUCACGAGCAGAGUUGAUCAAGCGCCUUUGCAGCUACUUCCGGUUUGUUCUUGGGGAGGGAGCUAUCCGACUGGAAAUAAUGGAGUCUGUAGACCAUGAUCUGCCAUCUGCCGCCUCCGACGUCGCCGAUGUGGUCGCCCACAUCAGAAGGCUUCCAUCAAUCUAG
Messenger RNA from Marasmius oreades (fairy-ring Marasmius), 1836 nucleotides. RefSeq lists its product as uncharacterized. The transcript has 12 exons. Lineage: Eukaryota; Fungi; Basidiomycota; Agaricomycetes; Agaricales; Marasmiaceae. The record is from RefSeq and is a predicted model, not a curated record. The coding region runs from base 1 to 1836 and encodes 611 amino acids.